Molecule: messenger RNA, 527 nt
Organism: Schistosoma margrebowiei
Lineage: Eukaryota; Metazoa; Platyhelminthes; Trematoda; Strigeidida; Schistosomatidae
Source: the annotation of a GenBank genome assembly
CAAUUUGUCCAAUACACAAUUCAUUUGAAACAUGUCGAAAAGCAACAACAUCGAAUGUAAAAUGUAUUUGGUGUGAGAAAUGGAACACGUGCAUCGACAGUCAUCAUCAGGAUAAUCAUUUCUUUAAAGUGAAUGAUUGCCAUUUUAAGAGCCCGGAUGUUAACGAUGUGAGUACAUCGACACCCGUCAAUCAAAACGGAACAACAUUUGGGAUCCCUGAAGUUCAGGUUGGAGGAAACGUCAAGGAAACUACCAAUGGAAAUGAACAAUACUCGAGCCCGGAUGUUAACGAUGUGAGUACAUCGACACCCGUCAAUCAAAACGGAACAACAUUUGGGAUCCCUGAAGUUCAGGUUGGAGGAAACGUCAAGGAAACUACCAAUGGAAAUGAACAAUACUCGAGCCCGGAUGUUAACGAUGUGAGUACAUCGACACCCGUCAAUCAAAACGGAACAACAUUUGGGAUCCCUGAAGUUCAGGUUGGAGGAAACGUCACGGAAACUACCAAUGGAAAUGAACAAUACUCG